Cuscuta campestris is the source of this 4517-nucleotide messenger RNA. NCBI's taxonomy places the organism in Eukaryota, Viridiplantae, Streptophyta, Magnoliopsida, Solanales, Convolvulaceae. The record is from the annotation of a GenBank genome assembly.
GUCUCUUCUUCCGCCUAAUUAGCCGGAGCUUCACAGACGCAAACUCACAAACGCGAUCAAAAGGAAAGAAAUUGUUUCUCCGUGUAAAUCUUCUUCUGGAUACACAUUCAAGGACGCAAUCCAAGACGAUCCGAAGAAUCUACCCUCACCUUCUCUUAUUCGUCGAAGGAAAGAGUUCAAUUUCCCCGAUCUUCUCCAUCUAAAAGGAAACCUUUGGAUUCGGGAGAUCUGAGCUCUCUAUUCCGUCUUCUCUUCUUCGCUGAAGGAAACCCAAUAUGCGCCUCAAUCUUCUCUCUUAAUUCAGAUCCAAAAUACCAAAAUUGAAAUUCCAAAUUGAGAAUGGAGAUUUAUCGUCAAAAGAGAUCGAGCAUUUUUGAGGAUUUGACGUCAUCUUCUCUGUCGUCGUCCCCUCGAGCGCAAAAAGAAUCAGCUGUUCAUCUUUCUGUCCGCCCAGAUCCAUCAUCAGUUGUUCAUCUUUCUGUCCGCCCUGAUCCAUCACCAGUUUCUUCUCCGUCUCAUCGCCACUGGACAAAGAGGUUCUUUUUUAUAUAAAAAAUUAUUCAAAGUUUAUAUUUUUAGAUAUUUUGAAUGGAGGAUUCGGACUUCAAAAUUACUUAUUUGAAUUAUGAUGAAAAAGCCAUUUUGUAAAUUUGUUUCAUUUAUUCUUCACCUUAUUCAUUUACUCUCUACUAAUUUAAAAUUUAAUUGUGCUUUUCUCUUUGUAUAUAUAGGGAGAUUAGUGGGCAGUGGACUUUGUUGGUGGAUAGACUAGGUAGCAUUAAUCAUAGGUGUAAGUAUGGUGUGACCCCUGUGUUCAGUUAGCAAAAAGAUUGGGAACUGUAGUAAGCAUUGGUUAACACCACCUUUGAUCAAAUUCAUAUAAAAAUAUUGGUUUUAAUAAACUACUCCCACAUUCAGAUAGGGGAUUGUAUUGGGUUGUUGUAAUGCUCCCAUAUUGGUUUUAAUUUGUCCUUUUCAUAACAAAUCAUUUAUUCCUUGUUUGACUUCUUUAAGGUGAAAAAAAUCUCUAUCUGAUCAUAUUACCAAAGAUGAAGGUAAAGUGAAAAUGUUAACACCCUCUCACCUUGCAAUUUGAAGCACAUUGUAAGCAUUUGAAUCGUUAAAUUUCUUCAUACUAUCCAGCAAUGUUGUGUUCUCACACUGUGCCUUUUUUUAUUACAUUUUGAUUUUGAUUAUUUAACUAUUGGUAAUUAAACAAUUAAGACUACAUGUUAGCAUUCCCCGUAUGUGCCACUCUUAGUGUUUUGAUGAAAAACCAAACACUUUUUAAAGAAAAAGCUUUAUGAACCUAAUGGCAGCCUCUUCAAUCUCAUUCACGAAUCUGUGUCUAAAAAAUAAAUAAAGUAUCACGAGUUAAUAAGGUUUUAGUCCCAAUGUCCCUUCAACUUCCUUUGAAAUAAUUUUUUAAUUUCAAGUUCUCAAACAACCAAUGAAUUAAAAGUCACUUUUCCAUAUUUAAUUUUACUGCUUUGUGAUAUUUGAAUAUGUUCUGUAUACAUAAAUUGAUAAUCUUCAAGUUGAAGUUUAGAUUUUAGGUGCAAAUAUAUCUAAUUUUUAUUGUAUACAUGUGAUCUUUAAAGAUACUGGAUCCUAAAUUUUGAUGAUAUUACAACACAUAAGAUGGAGAACACACAGUAUACAAUGCCAUCAAGGGUGUUGAUGAUGGAGCGGAUUGGUUUGUACCAACGUGUAGUUGUGGGUCAAAAGUGGCCCCACAUAAUGUCUCUUACUCUUGCAACGACUGUAAAAAACACGUAGUAAAUGUGAUUCCAAGGUAAAUCAAACUAAAAACAUAAAUCUUCCUUUCUUCCAUUAGAAAAUCUCAUUUUAAAUAAGUUAGAUUCAGAUACUUUGGGAAACUGAUCGUGGUUUGAAUAUACCCAGAUAUGAAAUUAAGGCUAGAGUAAAUGAUGCAUCCGAUAGUGUAAGUUUUCUAAUAUUUGAGAACGUUAGAUGUUUGUUGUUUGCAUAUAAAUCCACACCCUAGAUGAUGAAGUUCUGUGAGGUAUGUACAACUGUCUUUUAUACUAUCUAACCGACUCAUUAAAUGUUUGGUGUUUGAUAUAUCUUUCUUAAUUCUAUCAAACUUUUCCUUUGAAGUUUGAAGUUUAUGAACACCAUUUAAGAAAUUGAAAUCUCCCUUAUUGAUGUUCAUAAAUACUGUCAGAGGAUGUAUAGUGAGGAAGCGUGCAGCGCGAUGUCUUCAAUCAAAUUUUGGUGGAUAAAUCGUUUAUUUUCAAGGUUGAGGUCAGGUUGAAAACACAAUUGGAUUUUCAACUGGUGGAAAGGCAGUGACACAAGGUAUUUCAACUGAGGAGGCGUCAUACUACAUAAAGGUUUUAAAGAACAAAUUAUAUUGAUUCGCUCAGGUUGUGGUUAGGUGUAAUAAUUAUGAUUACUUCUGACUUAAACAUGCAUUAUGAUUCUUGGUCUCUUUGGUAAGUCUAAAACCUCAGUUACAUCAUCAAGGGAGACUCGAGACCAUAUUUAGAACACGCUCAGAUGAAGGAGACGAAGAGGAGUUCCGAGCUUCCCGCUGCGUCGCAGAGGAGUUCCGAACUUCCGAGCUUCCGCGAUGACGAUCUCCUGUUCUCGAUCGAUGAGGCUUCAGCUGCCGUGCCAUCCAACCGGAAGAAAGAAAUUUCUCAGACUAGGAAGAUCUCGCCUUUCCUGCUACAUCGCAUGAAAUCUGUGUUUUCUCAUAUUUACUCAAGGAUUUAAGAAGUGCAAAAGUAGAAACUUCCAUCUUCGCGAAGGAAAGUCUACAAAUUAGGUUUGUUUUGAUUUUUUUUGUAUUUCUGUACAGUAGAGAUAAAUCCGGUCUUGAGAUUACGUUUAGCUCUAGGUUCGAAUUGAAGAACCUCGGAUCUGGAUCAGCGCCAACAGUUUGUCCGCCAGUGUAGCUUUGAACGAAGGCGGAUGAAUGAAAUGACUAAGGUUAGACGGAGCUGCUCCAGGUUUUUGCAAUUCAAUUGUGAUGCUCAAAUUAUAAUUUGGGGUUCCACUAAUUAUUAGUUUCAAACAUGCAAUCCGAUAAUUUUUUUUUGGAAUUUUGUAUUUGAUGUGAGUAUAGUGGUAAAGAGAAGAACAAUUUUUAUUGAAAAGUUCACAUACGCAAUCCACCAUAUAUUUUCUGUUGAAUUUGGUUUGAAAUCAUAUACUUCAUAUACUACGUAUGUUCUUAGAAUAGUUGACAUUAUGUAGCAGUAAAUACUCAUCUCCACUCUGUAGAAUUGCCCAAGCGGACUCAGAGUGAAAAAAAGUCCUAAUUACUCUGUAUUGUUUUUGGUGAAAAAACACUUUCCGUUUCUAUUUCCACCUGGAGACCCAUCUAGAUAGGUCAACCUUCCCGUUGCGUUUUUAUAAAUCAAAUUAUAAACUUCAGCGAUCUAAUUUCCUUGCUUAAUUGAUAUGUCUUCCAAAAUCAUUUACCCUUUGUUGAAGAUCACUCUGACGAGUGAAUGUUGAAGAGUUUUGUUUCGGGUGAUUCAACUGAAUACCUUGCCGACGUACAAUGAUGACAAGGGGAUGGAUUCAAUUGAGACGGUACUCAUGGACCAACACGUAAGUAGAUCAUUACAUGCGUGUUUCUUUUAUUUAUUGAACCAAUGAUUAUAUAACCCGUGUUUCAAAGUUCUUCUAAAUCAAUAUUUCUGAGUAUUUAUUGGCGAGUGUUCUUUGUGUUUGAUGAAUCAAUGGUGUGCGUGCUUCAAGUUUCUUUUAGCCAAACAGUGAAUUUCUAAUCUUGAACCAAUCAAGAAUUUUGCACAAUUGUGUCAAUGAGUUGGUUUAGUAAAUUAACACGGUUGGUUCAAUCAGUUGUCUUUCCAUUGUUAUUGUUUAAUAAAGUGUUUCCAAUGUUCUGUUUGUUCCAAUUUUCUUUUAACAGAUCAGUGUCUUUCCAUUCAUGAAGCAAUUCACUAUUCUGCACAGUAAUUUGAGUCAGUUGGUUCAAUAAACACAGAUGGUUUAGUCAGAACACAGGACUAAUAACUGAACAAAUGAGGUCCAGCAGCAAUAAGAAUAUUCAAGGAAUAAUGAUGCUUAAAAGAAAGUAAGUCCUAAAAAAUCAAUCUACUUGCAGUAAGAAAACAUAUAAAACAAAAACAAAUUAUAUCAAGCAUGCUAAAACAGUCAUAGACAUUCAACCAUAAAAUUACAAUCCAACACAAUGAAUAUAUAAAUCACAACAAUCAUUUCUGCAAAAUGGUAUGGAACUAACCUAAGGAGGUGCAUGAAUUUUAAAUUAAGCUUUAUUAUGAAGAGAAGAAUUUGACUCAAAUCCAGAUUCAAAAUUUUUAAGUUUUCCAAACAUGGAAUUUGAGCUAAAUCCGGAUUUGAAAUCCAAAUCCAUGUUUCCAAACAUACCAUAACAGAAUUCUGAAUCAGAACUUCGUAGUGUUGCAACAUAUUCACCUAUAUGUUAGUAUAUUACUCCGUACAUAGUUUUGCAUAGAUGCCUUAAUACAUUGGUUCAAUAAACUCAGUUGGUUCAA